ACCCAUUGCUUUCAUGCAUUGAGAAGAUCGCGAGAGUGCAAAGUGGUCGGUCGGUCAAACGCUAAAGUCAACUAAAUAUUUUAAAAAAUAUUCGAUAUAAAAAUGAGCGCGUGGGAAAAUAAUGAAGAAAUUCAAAGAUUUCGGGAAUAUUUACGCAUUCCUAGUGUUCAUCCUGACAUCGAUUAUACCAGUUGCGUUGAGUUCUUAAAGAAACAAGCAGCUGAUCUUGAACUUCCUAUCAAUGUUUACUAUCCUUCAUUACCAACAAAACCGGUUGUUGUUAUAACAUGGAUUGGUCAGCAGCCAGAACUACCAUCGGUUAUAUUAAACUCUCAUAUGGAUGUUGUUCCAGUAUUUCCAGAAAAAUGGACUCAUCCACCAUUUAGUGCGGAUAUGGAUGAAGAAGGUCGCAUAUUUGCACGCGGCGCACAAGAUAUGAAAUGCGUUGGUAUGCAAUACUUAGCAGCCAUACGAUCAUUGAAAGCGAAUAAAGUUACAUUGAAGCGAACUAUACACAUUACUUAUGUACCAGAUGAAGAAAUCGGUGGUCAUCUUGGUAUGGAAGUCUUUGUGAAAUCUGAUGAUUUCAAAAAACUGAAUGUUGGAUUCUCUUUAGAUGAAGGUUUGGCUUCGGUUGAUGAUAUUUAUAGAAUUUAUUAUGCCGAAAGAAGUAUUUGGCAAAUUAAUUUUAAAAUAAGUGGUAAUGCCGGUCACGGUUCACUUUUGCUUAAAAAUACUGUAGGUGAGAAGCUUCAGUAUAUACUGAACAAAAUGAUGACCCUUAGAGAACAAGAAUCGAAACGUCUAGAAUCAGAUAGUUCACUAACAAUUGGUGAUGUGACUACUGUUAACUUGACAAAAAUACAUGGCGGCGUACAAAGUAAUGUUAUUCCUCCACUUUUAGAAGCUUGUUUCGAUAUACGUCUAGCGAUUACAGUGGAUCAUAAAGAAUUUGAGAAUCAAGUACGUAAAUGGUGUGCUGAAAUCGGAGGAGGUAUUGAAUUAGAAUUCGAACAAAAGGAACCAAAAGUGCCACUGACAAAAACCGAUGCAACAAAUCCAUUUUGGAUUGGGUUUAAAAAAGCCAUAGAUGAUUUAAAACUAAAUGUUAAUAUAUUAGUUUUUCCUGGUGGAACUGAUAGUCGUUAUGUGCGCGAAGCCGGUAUACCUGCCAUUGGUUUCUCACCCAUGAAUAACACACCAGUUCUUUUACAUGAUCAUGAUGAGUUCAUCAAAGCUGAUACAUAUUUAAGAGGAAUUGAAAUUUAUAAAAAAAUAAUACCAGCUGUGGUGAAUGCUUGAGAACAAGUUAACUGAAAUAAAUUUAUGUUU
This is a messenger RNA of Teleopsis dalmanni, 1332 nucleotides long. RefSeq names its product aminoacylase-1A-like. The record is from RefSeq and is a predicted model, not a curated record. The coding region runs from base 103 to 1302 and encodes 399 amino acids. Gene Ontology annotation, biological process: amino acid metabolic process. Lineage: Eukaryota; Metazoa; Arthropoda; Insecta; Diptera; Diopsidae. Gene Ontology annotation, molecular function: aminoacylase activity. Gene Ontology annotation, cellular component: cytoplasm. The transcript has 7 exons.